UGAGUUUGAGUUAUCCAUUUUUGCCAAGCUUUUGAAAAACGGUUCGAUGUCUUGUACGUAUGAUAUAAGAUGAGAACUUUAUAAAGUAUUCCGUCCAAGAGCCUAAACGAUGACUACCCCUGCGCUGCUGCCCCUGUCUGGUCGUAGGAUACCACCUCUGAACCUGGGGCCGCCCUCCUUCCCACACCACAGGGCUACCUUGAGACUCUCUGAGAAGUUUAUCCUUCUCCUUAUUCUUAGUGCCUUCAUCACCCUGUGUUUUGGGGCAUUCUUCUUCCUUCCAGACUCUUCAAAACACAAACGUUUUGAUCUGGGCUUAGAAGAUGUGUUAAUUCCUCACGUAGAUGCCGGCAAAGGGGCUAAAAACCCCGGAGUCUUCCUGAUCCAUGGGCCCGACGAACACAGACACAGGGAAGAAGAAGAGCGUCUGAGAAAUAAGAUUCGAGCUGAUCAUGAGAAGGCUCUGGAAGAAGCAAAAGAAAAAUUAAGGAAGUCAAGAGAAGAAAUCCGUGCUGAAAUUCAAACAGAGAAAAGUAAAGUAGCUCAAGCAAUGAAGAUAAAAGAGACCAGGGUACUGCCACCCGUCCCUGUCCCACAGCGUGUAGGGGUCAGUGGUGGAGACCCAGAAGACAAUGAGAUCAGGAAGAAAAGAGAAAAAAUUAAAGAGAUGAUGAAGCAUGCCUGGGAUAAUUACAGAACGUAUGGAUGGGGACAUAAUGAGCUCAGACCUAUUGCAAGGAAAGGGCACUCCACUAACAUAUUUGGAAGCUCACAGAUGGGUGCCACCAUAGUGGAUGCUUUGGAUACCCUUUACAUCAUGGGACUUCAUGAUGAAUUCAUGGAUGGACAAAGAUGGAUUGAAGACAACCUUGAUUUCAGCGUGAAUUCAGAGGUGUCUGUAUUUGAAGUUAACAUUCGAUUUAUUGGAGGCCUCCUCGCAGCAUAUUACCUGUCAGGAGAGGAGAUAUUCAAGACUAAAGCAGUGCAACUGGCUGAGAAACUCCUUCCUGCCUUUAACACACCUACUGGGAUUCCCUGGGCAAUGGUCAAUCUGAAAAGUGGAGUAGGUCGAAACUGGGGCUGGGCGUCUGCAGGUAGCAGCAUUCUGGCUGAAUUUGGUACAUUGCAUAUGGAGUUUGUCCACCUCAGCUACCUGACUGGUGACUUGAUUUACUACAAAAAGGUCAUGCACAUUCGGAAACUACUCCAGAAAAUGGAACGCCCAAAUGGUCUUUAUCCAAAUUAUUUAAACCCAAGAACAGGGCGCUGGGGUCAGUAUCACACAUCAGUUGGUGGUUUGGGAGACAGUUUUUAUGAAUACUUGCUGAAAGCGUGGCUGAUGUCAGAUAAAACAGACCAUGAGGCAAGAAGGAUGUAUGAUGAUGCUGUUGAGGCUAUAGAAAAACAUCUUAUUAAGAAAUCCAGAGGAGGUCUUGUCUUCAUUGGAGAAUGGAAGAAUGGACACUUGGAAAGGAAAAUGGGUCAUUUGGCCUGCUUUGCUGGGGGAAUGUUUGCACUUGGAGCAGAUGGUUCCAGAAAGGACAAAGCAGGUCACUAUUUAGAACUAGGGGCAGAAAUUGCACGAACAUGCCAUGAGUCAUAUGACAGAACUGCGUUAAAACUAGGUCCCGAAUCAUUCAAGUUUGAUGGUGCAGUGGAAGCUGUGGCUGUGCGGCAAGCUGAAAAGUAUUACAUCCUCCGUCCAGAAGUAAUUGAAACCUAUUGGUAUCUAUGGCGAUUCACCCAUGACCCAAGAUACAGGCAAUGGGGCUGGGAAGCAGCACUGGCUAUUGAAAAGUAUUGCCGAGUCAGUGGUGGGUUUUCUGGAGUCAAGGAUGUGUACUCCCUCACGCCCACGCAUGAUGAUGUACAGCAGAGCUUCUUUCUUGCUGAAACAUUAAAAUACUUGUACCUGCUGUUCUCUGGUGAUGACCUUCUACCUUUAGACCACUGGGUGUUUAACACAGAGGCUCAUCCUCUGCCGGUGUUGCACUUAGCCAAUACCACCCUUUCAGGUAAUCCUGCUGUUCGAUGAACACAGCUCCAGAAGGACCAUUCUUACCUGUGUUUUGUUUACAUGGACCACUACAGAAAUUGUCUGGAGAGGCGGCUUUGAAAACUUGGACCUCUGUGUCACCAUGCCGGAUGAAACUCUCCCCUGCAAGACUUUUCACUUGUAGAUACAUCAACUUUGAAAUUAUUCCAUUUUAUACCUGACCAAAACAUGUUCUGGUACAUGUAGGACGGAGGCCUGUUGUUCUCUGACUUUUAAUGAGAUGACCACAUGAGAAAUAAUGUCUUAUUCUGUAUCAUUAGUGCAAGCCAAGAACAUAGAACACCUUCCAGGAGUUAGAGGUGGCUUUUGGAAUCAAUUACACAUUUGUUUCCUCCCACAGUGGAGCAGCUUUCAAAUCAAAUAUUACACAUUGCUUAAUCCCUCUCCUCCAUUUUAAUAAUAAUGGGACAAACUGAAGUGAACAAGAACAAAGGAACAGUGUAACUACAUUGGUAGCAGGAAGACUUGGAGAAGAAACAGAUACCUGGCCAUGUCUGAUUUUUCAAGCUCCCCAUUGGAUUUUUAGCAGACUGGUGACCAUUUCGUUCCCAACCUAGUUCAUUGAAAUCUGUUUAGAUUUAGUUUUUCUCUGGGGGGCAUGAUCUCAUGAAGAAAACUUUUCAAGUUUCUUGUCUCUCCAUAUGGUAUGCUGAAACUGGUAUUUAUCAUGACUGCUGCUUAUGAGCCCGAGUGUGGGAGUGUGCAUGUAGCUCACGCUAGUGUUGGUAGCAUGCAGAAGGCAGGGAAAGUGCCAGUUUGUUGCCUUGAAACCUGUUCUAAGGAAUCCCUUGAUUUUGUUGGCAGAAAAUUAUUCAAGCAAAGAAACCUGCUUUAAUUACUAACGCAGUUAAUAGAGUUGUUUACUCUACAACUUCAUGUGGCUUGGCAAAAUUCACUAUACUGUUUUGCAGCUCUGCAUUUGCUAGAAUAAGCUGAAUAGCUUUCACAACUUACUAAAGCAAAAGCAAAACAUCUCAACAUCCCUCAAGCAAGAGUCGGGUCCCUUAUUUAAUUACCUCACAGGUGUGAGCUACUCACAAAGAUUUUCUGUGUUUAAGUUUCUCCAAGAAUAUUAUAUAUCCAAAGAAUUAAUAGAAUAGCUUCAAAAUAAUUUCCAGUGGCAAAUGUGUGAUAUUAAUCAUAAUUAAUAUCACAUAAUUAAUCAUAAUCACUAAAACUGGCAUAAACCUAAGGGACUUACAGAUAUUCUAGGGUAUUUUGGGUUUUUUGGGGGUUUUUUUGUUGUUGUUGUUGUUGGGUUUUUUGUUUGUUUUUUUGUUUUGUUUUUUUUUUGUUUGUUUGUUUUGUUUUUUGGUUAUUAUUGCUCUGUAUUUGGGGGGAUAAAUUUUAUCAAGAACUAUAAGAUAAACUUUUUGUCCCUUGAAUUUCUAUGACUACAUGGGUAAUUUUCCCCUCCUUUUUAUUUAGUACAGACAUCAUUUAUUGAUGAUAAUAAAACUUGAGAACACUAUAAUCUAAUAUUUACUUUGAAUUUGAAUAUUUGAUGAAACAGUUUAUUCAUGAGCUCUGCUUUGGAAUUUUGGAAGCUUAUUUCCUUGGUUGGUGGCUUUUCUUUCUAGCCCUCUACUAGCAUAUACCAGAUUUAAAUUGUGGAAACAGUCAAUGCAAUCAUACAUAUAAAGAUGACCGUCUUAUACCAUAAAUCAUCUGAUCCUCAGAGUUCAGCCAGUGCUCUAGAAGCUUUCACCUCACACUUGUUCAGUAUUCAUAGAAGACAACAUGGAGAGCGCGAGUUCUAGCACAUUUCAAAAUUGUAAUAUCUUUUACUACUUGAAAAUUUUACAAUGUAAAUGAGAAAGGCUAUUACUUUAGAAGAGAAAGAGAAGGUUUUGGUUCUCAGAAGAAAAACAAAGUGAGCCUUCCAAAACCAACACAAGCCCACUCACAAGUCAAGAUAACAUAAAUGUCGGAGGUGGCAGAGACCAGAGCAGCAAGCAGGGAACCAGCCAUCUUUCACUUUGUUCACACCAGUGCAGUGAAGGUGCCAUCUUGGUUCCCCAGGAAUUCUUACAGGAGACAGAACAGCAGCACCUCCCACUCCCACUCAGUGCUCUUGUCCUUCACAUGAUUCCAGAGCAUAAGAGAGAAGACAUGGGUGUGAGCAGGGCAUGGUUCACACGAAGAUCUUAAGAUUGUCAUUUUAAUACGCCAACUUUGUAAUGAGAACUCUGAGCUUACAAUGAUGCUUUUUCUUCUCUGAAUACCAAAGGCAUUAAAAGUCAGGUGUAAAUGA
Phodopus roborovskii (desert hamster) is the source of this 4310-nucleotide messenger RNA. RefSeq names its product mannosidase alpha class 1A member 2 (gene Man1a2). The transcript is spliced from 13 exons. The record is from RefSeq and is a predicted model, not a curated record. Bases 110 to 2035 code for a protein of 641 amino acids. Lineage: Eukaryota; Metazoa; Chordata; Mammalia; Rodentia; Cricetidae. Gene Ontology annotation, biological process: carbohydrate metabolic process; N-glycan processing. Gene Ontology annotation, molecular function: calcium ion binding; mannosyl-oligosaccharide 1,2-alpha-mannosidase activity. Gene Ontology annotation, cellular component: extracellular exosome; endoplasmic reticulum; Golgi membrane.